AUGAAAUGUCUAUCAAUUGCAUUCGCUGUUCUCGUGCUUCUCGUCCUCGUUACGUCAAACUCAGAGGCUGCAAUCUCAUGCAGUGAUGUGAUUAAGGACUUGAAACCUUGUGUGAGCUACUUGGUUAGUGGAAGUGGACAACCACCAAGUGCAUGUUGCACCGGAGCUAAAUCUCUUGCUUCGGCUGUAUCAACAUCAGAGGAUAAAACAGCUGCUUGCAACUGCAUCAAAUCUACUGCCAAGAGUUUCAAUAUCAACUCACAGUUGGCUAAGUCUCUUCCAGGAAACUGUGGAAUAAACAUUCCAAUCAGUAUCUCCCCAGAUGCAGAUUGUUCCAAGAUUGGUUAA
This is a messenger RNA of Lathyrus sativus (Indian pea), 348 nucleotides long. Lineage: Eukaryota; Viridiplantae; Streptophyta; Magnoliopsida; Fabales; Fabaceae. The record is from the annotation of a GenBank genome assembly.